This is a messenger RNA of Klebsormidium nitens, 525 nucleotides long. The record is from the annotation of a GenBank genome assembly. NCBI's taxonomy places the organism in Eukaryota, Viridiplantae, Streptophyta, Klebsormidiophyceae, Klebsormidiales, Klebsormidiaceae.
AUGGAGUCGGCUAAAAGUCGGCCGCCGUCGUUCUUCAUCUCCAGCCUUGCUAGUUUUAGGAUCUCUCUUGGCCGACAAUCCUCCGCCUUCAGCUCCAUUCCAAGCCCGCGUACGCUCCCCCUCGUCCACCCAGGACGAGCUCUUGCCACGUGGCGCCCCAGGACAACCACCCCCCGCCUUCAGCUCCUGUCCAAGCCCCCGGCACGCCCCAGCUCGUCCACUGGAGACGAGCUAUUGCCACGGAUCCUAUCAAGGGAUCUCCCCUUGCCGACCACCCACGGCGCGUCAAGAGCGAAGACCGCUCCGCCCUGUCAAGCUGCUCUCCGGUCCCGCUUUCUGCAGUCACCCCGUGCCCCCUGGUUGUCGUCGGCAGUCGACCAGCCUAGCGCUGACGUGGCUGCUGACGUCAGCUCGUCCGAGACCAAUUUCUCCGACCGCCCCACCGACCGAACUUCGCCCGAUGUCCCUGCCAAUUUGCGGUCUGGAGAGGUCUUCAACCGUUCUGCUGGUGGAGCGCGCAGCUAA